AACGGAGAAGCAUGUGAUAACAUUGUAAGCUUUACAUGGACUCAUCAUCUGCUUUUCAUCCUUUCCCAAUAUAAAUAUUAUUGGUUUAAACAAAUUCGCAACAUUCCUGACUAAAAUAGAAUUCCUGUCUUCCCCUUCAUUAUGUAAUUACACUAAUUACAUACUAAAUAUAAUUUACUAAAUCUCUUCGAGUUGUGUCAAUACCUCGGUGUUACAUUACGAUAACACACAUACAUAUGUAUAUAGAUAACUUCAAACACACAUACAUAAAACAUACAUACAUACAUAAAACGCUCAUUUUAAAGUAUCAUGACUUAAAAAUUGUUGCAAAAAUUUCGCAAUGUUUUCCUGCCUACCAGCACGAGAGACAGCUCCGGACCUUCAUAUCGAGUGCGCCGACCCAGUCAAAAUUUAUAAACCUGGCGAAACAAUUACUUGUGCAGUUGUGCUGACAAAUAGAAACAAAUUUAUCGACUUCAAAAACAUUAAAAUUCGAAUGCAUGGAAAAGCAAAAACCUGUUGGAGUCAAGGUCGUCAUUCGAAUUCUGAAACAGAAUCUUAUCUCGAAGAGGAAGUAUUUCUCCUCGGAAACGACAUUCACACAAUCACGCAACCCUCCGGAAUAUUUCGAUACCCUUUCUCAUACACAUUACCCCUCGGAAUUCCAUCUUCCUGUUACGAGCAAGACCUUGGCAGUAUUUCAUACCAGGUGAAAGCCAUCAUGACGAGAUCACUUUGCGCAAGCAAUCCCGAAGCCAAAAAAUAUUUUCUGGUUGACGGUUCCCUUACGAAUCUUCCCUACGAGAUGAGCUUUCCUGUCCAAUUGGAAAAAGUAAAGCGUGUCACCAACUUCUUGCGGUGUGGCAUAGACGAGAUAUUUUUCCUCCUGGAAAUAAAUCGGAGCGGAAUUGUUCCCGGGGAUUCCAUAAAUUUCCAACUGACCAUAGAAAAUAAUUCGAGAUUGGAAUUACGUCAAAAUCUUAAACUGAUUCAAAUCAUGAAAUUUUACGCGAACGGAUUGUCGAAACGGGAAGAUACGGAAAUUUUAGAGAUGAAGGGACACAGAAUUCCACGAGGAGAAAGUCAAGCGUGGAAUGGUUCACUGCAGAUUCCAAGAAAUGCGCUGUUAACGGGAUUCGAGAGAAGUAACCUUAUCAAUGUCCGCCAUAUGUUGAAGGCCGAAAUCAAGGCACCAUUCCUGUGCGGAAACGUCAGCUCGACGCUUGAGAUACCCUUGACCAUUGGAAGUUCUAGUGGAAAAUAUGUGCGCGGUUCAGCCUAUGAAUAAUUUUUUUAUGUGGCUAUGUACCGAGCUGGCCUGAUGUUGGGUGAAAAUAUCAAAAUAUCCGGGCCAAAAUCUCGCCCCCCCCCCCAAUACCCAACCCUCCAAAUAUCCAUGAAUCCAUUGAUGUUCUAGAUAUGUACGCAUUAAAAUAUUACACUCCAAUAUCCAAAUAUUCGUAUCCAACAGAUAUGUAGUUGUGCCCUCCAAAAUCCAAAUAUCCAUAUUUAUAACAAAAUCUCGCCCCCAAUAUCUGUCGAGCUCUUUAUAUUUAUCUAGCCGUGAAGCUGAAGGGAAGACUGGGAAAAAUUAACCAUCUGCCUACAAAGGUUACGAACAUUGACGUCUUGCAUGCAGAUAUUCUGCGAUCAAAUAUGGAAGUCAACCUACAAUUAGGUUGGCUAAAAUUGCCAGAAAAUUACAAAUAUAUUUACACAUGUAUGUACAACUAUUUAUGUAUAUAGAUACAUAACGAACUUUACAAAUUGCCUACCUGCAUGUGCAAAAAAUAUAAAUAUUAUUUAAAUAUUGCGUCACUUUGACAACUUUUCUCCAUUUGCCAUUUUGUAUUUACUUUGUAUCUUGCAAAUACAUAAAAUAAAAUAUAUUCUUUGUGAAAUAAAGU
Messenger RNA from Folsomia candida, 1907 nucleotides. RefSeq names its product arrestin domain-containing protein 3-like. The record is from RefSeq and is a predicted model, not a curated record. Bases 341 to 1288 code for a protein of 315 amino acids. Gene Ontology annotation, cellular component: cytoplasm. Lineage: Eukaryota; Metazoa; Arthropoda; Collembola; Entomobryomorpha; Isotomidae. Gene Ontology annotation, biological process: protein transport. The transcript has 4 exons.